This is a messenger RNA of Piliocolobus tephrosceles (Ugandan red Colobus), 3718 nucleotides long. It is a transcript of the gene TBC1D14, whose product is annotated as TBC1 domain family member 14. Gene Ontology annotation, biological process: regulation of GTPase activity. The record is from RefSeq and is a predicted model, not a curated record. NCBI's taxonomy places the organism in Eukaryota, Metazoa, Chordata, Mammalia, Primates, Cercopithecidae. The transcript is spliced from 13 exons. Gene Ontology annotation, molecular function: GTPase activator activity; small GTPase binding. Bases 277 to 2367 code for a protein of 696 amino acids.
UUGAUACUGAGGCCGGCUGGGAGGACGCCACGGCGCCGCUCCCAAGACCACCGCGGCGGGGCCUGAGCUCCGGUGUCACGCAGACCUUCCUUUCCGCGGCGGGGCCCGGGCCGUCUCUCCCGCACACCGGCCGGGACAGGGGCGCCCCAUCGAUGCGCUCCGCCGCUCGGCUCCCUACGCCUGAGCCCUGCCCGCUCGAGCCCCUUCCCCCUCCCGGCCGCUUCCCACUUCCAAGAUGGCUGCGGGUGCAGCCGAACAGUUUCUCCUUGGACCAAGAUGACUGAUGGAAAACUCUCCACCUCUACAAAUGGCGUAGCCUUGAUGGGCAUUCUGGAUGGUCGACCAGGAAACCCCCUUCAGAACCUGCAACACGUCAAUCUCAAGGUGCCCCGACUCCUCUCAGCGCCUGAGUACGGGCCCAAGCUGAAACUCAGGACUUUAGAAGACCGGCACAGCCUCCAGUCCGUGGACUCGGGGAUUCCUACCCUGGAGAUCGGGAACCCGGAGCCUGUGCCCUGCAGCGCGGUCCACGUGAGGAGGAAGCAGUCCGACUCCGACCUCAUCCCCGAGCGGGCCUUCCAGAGCGCCUGCGCGCUGCCAUCCUGUGCGCCACCAGCUCCUAGCAGCGCCGAGCGGGAACAGAGAGUGCGCAAAUCCUCCACGUUUCCCAGGACAGGCUAUGACUCGGUAAAGCUCUACAGCCCGACCUCCAAAGCCCUGACCCGCAGCGAUGAUGUCUCUGUCUGCAGCGUGUCCAGUCUUGGGACAGAGCUGUCCACCACGCUGUCUGUCAGCAAUGAGGACAUCUUGGACCUUGUGGUCACGAGCAGCUCCAGUGCCAUUGUGACCCUGGAGAAUGACGAUGACCCACAGUUUACCAACGUCACCUUGAGCUCUGUCAAGGAAACCAGUGGCUUACACCAGCAGGACUGUAUUCAUGAAGCUGAGGAGGGGAGUAAAUUGAAAAUAUUGGGGCCGUUUAGUAGCUUCUUCGCAAGGAAUUUGCUUGCUAGAAAACAAAGUGCAAGACCUGACAAACACAGUGACCUGGGAUGGAAGUUAUUUGGGAAAGCACCACUCCGAGAGAAUGCUCAGAAGGAUUCAAAGAGAAUACAGAAGGAAUAUGAAGACAAGGCUGGAAGACCUAGCAAGCCACCCUCUCCAAAGCAGAAUGUGAGGAAGAAUCUUGACUUUGAACCACUUUCCACCACCGCACUCAUCCUCGAGGACAGACCAGCAAAUCUCCCAGCAAAACCAGCUGAAGAAGCUCAGAAGCACAGACAGCAGUAUGAAGAAAUGGUGGUUCAGGCCAAAAAGCGAGAGCUGAAAGAAGCCCAGCGGAGGAAGAAGCAGCUGGAAGAAAGAUGUAGAGUCGAGGAAAGCAUUGGAAACGCUGUGCUCACCUGGAAUAAUGAGAUCUUACCCAACUGGGAAACAAUGUGGUGCUCUAGAAAAGUUCGAGAUUUAUGGUGGCAGGGAAUCCCUCCAAGUGUGAGAGGCAAAGUCUGGAGCUUAGCCAUUGGCAACGAGUUAAAUAUCACCCACGAGCUCUUUGACAUCUGUCUUGCCCGAGCAAAGGAGAGGUGGCGGUCCUUUAGCACGGGAGGCUCUGAAGUGGAGAAUGAAGAUGCUGGUUUUUCAGCAGCAGACAGAGAAGCCAGUCUGGAGCUUAUUAAACUGGACAUUUCUAGAACGUUUCCUAAUCUCUGCAUUUUCCAGCAAGGUGGUCCAUAUCAUGACAUGUUGCACAGUAUUUUGGGCGCUUAUACUUGUUACCGACCAGAUGUGGGUUAUGUCCAGGGCAUGUCCUUCAUAGCAGCAGUGUUGAUCUUGAACUUAGAUACUGCAGAUGCCUUUAUUGCUUUUUCUAACCUUUUGAAUAAACCCUGUCAAAUGGCGUUUUUCAGAGUGGACCAUGGCCUUAUGUUGACUUAUUUUGCUGCAUUUGAGGUAUUCUUUGAAGAAAAUUUGCCGAAAUUGUUUGCCCAUUUCAAGAAGAACAACCUAACUCCAGAUAUCUACCUAAUUGAUUGGAUCUUUACCUUAUAUAGUAAAUCUCUGCCCCUCGACCUGGCCUGUCGUAUCUGGGACGUGUUCUGUCGCGAUGGGGAAGAGUUCCUGUUCCGCACGGCCCUGGGCAUCCUGAAGCUGUUCGAGGACAUCCUGACCAAGAUGGACUUCAUCCACAUGGCCCAGUUCCUGACCCGGCUGCCCGAGGACCUGCCUGCCGAGGAGCUGUUUGCCUCCAUCGCCACGAUCCAGAUGCAAAGCCGAAACAAGAAGUGGGCUCAGGUCAGCGGGCUUCGUGUUCUUGGCUUCCCACAGCGUAGCUGGAAAGUGGCGUGCUCAGGGAGGACCCUACAUUAAGUGCUGUCUGAGGACGUAGCCCCUUUGAAGGAGGUCCCGGGCUAGAAGUGAGGGGGGCUGGGUGGAGAUGUGGCUGUGCCACAGGGCGUCUUGGCAGGUCGCCUCCUCUUCGGGUUUCUGUCAACUGGAUGGGGUGUGGAUAAUGAAAGCCUUCCCACCUCUUCUGCAGUGGCGUUGGGAGGGUCAGCACUUUUAACAUUAGGGCGCUCUUUACAUGUUAGAAAGUAUUUUAUAAGCGACAUCCCCCACUUUUUAAAAAAAUAAUACCAGAGACAGAAAGCAAAGUGGACCCACUUGCUGAGCCCCGUGGCCAUGCCCUGUGGCAGGCUUUUGUGUGUGCCCUCGAGAAGGAAGUGGGGUUAUGCCCCUCUUACAACAAAGGGAGGCCCAGAGAGGAGGGCACGGGUCCUUCCUGGGCCUUCCCAUGCACUGCUGUGCCCUCUCUGGACUGCGUGCCCUGAGCAGCGGUGCAGACAGUCCAUGUCCCUCGGCUCCCCUCCAGGCAUCCCUGUUAUGUCCUGUCCCCAGUGGGAUUGACCUGCAUUUUCUGUUCCGAGUCUUCGUCAUACUAAAAAGGAAAAAGAACCAGUCUGGGUUCUUGAUCCUGCAUAUGCUCAGCAUUGGUUUGAAGUCCUUGUUGAUUGACGUCUAUGAAGACUUUUACUUUUCCGUAUGUGUUACACCGUGCCUGGGGGAUUUCUUUGUUUUGAGACAGGGUCUCGCUGUGUCAUCCAGGCUGGAGUGCAGCCUCUGCCUCCCAGGCUCAAGUGACCAUACCACCUCAGCCCCCCGAAAUGUCUGUUCUUGAUUUAACUUUUUUUUUUAAUUAAUGGAAGAUUUAAAAUAUUUACAAAAAUAGAAUAACGUAAAAUAACACACCCCACACGCCUGCCCUCAAGCGUCAGUGACUGUGGAGGCGCAGCCUCUGUUGGAGCUGCUUCCCACCUCUCCCCUCCCCACCAUGUUAAAGCGAGUCCCAGGCACCAUGUCACCUGUUGGUGUUAGCGAUCGCUGAACCAUAUGGGCUCUUUUAACAUAACUGCAAUAGCGUUACCACUCAGCUCCUAACUCCUUCCUGUCAUCUGAUAUCCAUCCAGUUGUCAAAUUCAGAUGUCAUAAACGGCUUUAUAGUUUGCUGGAAUCAAGAUCUAAAUAAGUCCAUGCCUUGUGAUUGGUUGAAAGCUCCUGUUAAGCCUCUGUAGUAUCUAUGCCGCUACGCCACUUCUCAUUUUUUAGCCCUCUCUUGCUUGCCUUUAUUUGUCAAAGAAAACAAGUCAUUUAGGCCAGGCACAGUGGCUCACACCUGUAAUCCCAGCACUUUGGGAGGCCAAGGUUGGGGGAUCACUAGAGC